Molecule: messenger RNA, 714 nt
Organism: Gongylonema pulchrum
Lineage: Eukaryota; Metazoa; Nematoda; Chromadorea; Rhabditida; Gongylonematidae
Source: the annotation of a GenBank genome assembly
AUGGAGGAUGUCAUUGCAUGGUUGCUACACAUUGCUAAACUGAAUGGCAUUCCAUUCGAGGAUUUGGAAGUGCAGAAAUUUGCAUACUGCACUGGAAUCGACCUGAUGCAGAUGGGCGAGGCCGAUUUUAUAGCACGUGAUACUGUUUAUGGCUCCCUGAUUUACAAUGAGUUCCGGAAGUUUUUAGCCGAAGAAAAAGUUACUGAUAAAUGGGUGCCUGCUUACAAGCCGCAAGAAGAAGAGGCCAGUACGAGUGCUUUGCCAGAGGAUAUCAGGGCAUCCUGUAUCGGUGAUGGGUUACCUUCCAGCACAAGUGUGCUCUCUUCGCUUUUGAUAUCUGAUAAUACUCCGAUUGCCUCGUCAUCUGACAUGCAGUCGUCAGUUUCGCCUUCGCAAGUAGGCACAAGCAUUGCGAGCAGCUCGGACUUUGGUUCUCCCGAUGGAACGAGUGGACGAUGUCCUCAGUUUAAAGUAAGAAAAAACAAGGAUGGCAAGCCACGGAAGCAUUCGCAGCACACCAAAGGGAAUAAGUUGUGGGAAUUUAUACGCGAUGCAUUGAAGGAUCCCAGCACAUGUCCAAGCAUUGUCAGGUGGGAAGAUCCAGUGGAGGGUGUUUUUCGAAUCGUUGAAUCGGAAAAACUGGCAAGGCUUUGGGGUGAAAAAAAGAAUAACCAAAAAAUGACAUACGAAAAGCUCAGCAGAGCAAUGAGGUAA